AUGCCCAUGUACAUUGAGUUGGCACUGCGGCCCGCUGGGUGUUGGUGGGUGUAUACUGUUCACUGGCAUGCUUUCGGGCGCACGGCCAACGAAGACGAGCGUUUCGAACCUCUGCUCGUGGAGAACGACUCCACGAUGAAGUUGCACCCAGUUGUGACACUCUUAGCUGUUACGUUUUUCGGCUUCCUCUGGGGUCCGACUGGCAUGCUCCUGUCUGUGCCGAUGAUGACGUAUUUCAAAGCUGUUCUCUUGGCUGAGUACGUCCCAGCAGGAUACCGUGAUCCACUCCUGAUCCUCAUUGAGGGCGACCGCCGGGCGCCGCGGAGGCUCCGUGCAAAGAAGCCCGGGCGCAAGGAACCCCGCGAUCCUGCAGACGACGAUGACGACUGGCACGUCCGUCGCCACAACUCCGACUGA
Molecule: messenger RNA, 417 nt
Organism: Symbiodinium natans
Lineage: Eukaryota; Dinophyceae; Suessiales; Symbiodiniaceae
Source: the annotation of a GenBank genome assembly